Artibeus jamaicensis (Jamaican fruit-eating bat) is the source of this 3510-nucleotide messenger RNA. RefSeq names its product chloride intracellular channel 4 (gene CLIC4). The record is from RefSeq and is a predicted model, not a curated record. The transcript is spliced from 6 exons. NCBI's taxonomy places the organism in Eukaryota, Metazoa, Chordata, Mammalia, Chiroptera, Phyllostomidae. Bases 95 to 856 code for a protein of 253 amino acids.
UGGGAGGCGCAGCGCGGUUGGAGGCCACUCCAGAGAACCCCGGGAGCAGAAGCAGCAGCCGCUACCAGUGUCCGCGGAGUCCACCAAGCCGGCCAUGGCGUUGUCGAUGCCGCUGAACGGACUGAAGGAGGAAGACAAAGAUCCCAUCAUUGAGCUCUUCGUUAAGGCCGGCAGUGAUGGUGAAAGCAUAGGAAACUGCCCCUUCUCCCAGAGGCUCUUCAUGAUUCUGUGGCUCAAAGGAGUUGUGUUCAGUGUCACCACUGUUGACCUGAAAAGGAAGCCUGUCGACCUGCAGAACUUGGCUCCUGGGACCCACCCGCCAUUUAUAACUUUCAACAAUGAAGUCAAAACGGAUGUAAACAAGAUUGAAGAAUUUCUUGAAGAAGUCUUAUGCCCUCCCAAGUACUUAAAGCUUUCCCCAAAACACCCAGAAUCAAAUACUGCUGGGAUGGACAUCUUUGCCAAGUUCUCUGCAUAUAUUAAGAACUCAAGGCCAGAGGCUAAUGAAGCGCUGGAGCGAGGCCUCCUGAAGACGCUGCAGAAACUGGAUGAGUACCUGAACUCCCCCCUCCUGGAUGAGAUCGACGAGAACAGUAUGGAGGACGUUAAGUUUUCCACACGGAAGUUCCUGGACGGCAAUGAAAUGACACUGGCUGAUUGCAACCUGUUGCCCAAACUGCACAUCGUCAAGGUGGUGGCCAAAAAAUACCGCAACUUUGAUAUUCCAAAAAGGAUGACCGGCAUUUGGAGAUACCUAACUAAUGCUUAUAGUAGGGAUGAGUUCACCAAUACCUGCCCCAGCGAUAAGGAGGUCGAAAUAGCGUAUAGUGAUGUAGCCAAAAGACUUACCAAGUAAAAGAGCGCUAUGAGAGAGAUGUCUUCACAUCUCAUCCUGAUUACGAAUAUGCUUUUCCUAACAGACUGAUUCUCUUCCUAUAAAGUAGAAACUUUAUUUUGCAUGAACAUGGCAGUUACUCAAGAUUAGGAUAAAGGAUAGAUGAGGUAUAGUAGCUAUCUUUGAACAUACACUCCUAAGCAGUAUUAUUUUAAAAUUUUCUACCCUGCCUACCUCCCCUGCCCCGUACCCUCCUCUCCUCUCAUUGGAGACCCUUCACCACAAACUUGUUACAUCAGAGGGAGUUUGCCGCCUCCCCAGAGCCCUCACCGUGGUGUCCAUUCACUGUGUAUUGACGGCAGGACUUUUGAGGUGUGGCGUUCAGCUGUGGAAAUAGCAACCAUGACCUCAUCAGUCCGCCCCACACUGGUGCAUAAUGCAUGGUACAGGAAUAUUUAUGUGUUUGGGGGAGUCUUGUAAUACUCAGUGAGAGUAUAUGAAAGGAUUGCUACUGUAUCAAAACACCGCUCCGUCUAGGUUUAGUCUGUCCCGGAUGUGUGCUGAAGGGGGUCACCACCGGAGGGGGGAGCCUUCCGCCCAGGUCACUAGAGAUUUUGCUGUUUUACUUCGUAUGUGGGUUUUCACUUUUCCUAAAAGCAUCUGUCCAUUAUACCAGUUGUAGCAUCUGACCCUAUGGAGAAGCUAAAAGUUUAGAGGGAGGGAUAAUGUUCUCAAUCUUUCUCAAGAACUUUAUCCAUACACAAUAAGCCAGUGGGCACCUGAUACUCCGUCUGGAUGUGGUAUUUGCUCUGUGUACUUUGCCCGGUGCCAUUCAUCUGGAAUGCUACCACUCUCUCCCUUUAUUUUAAAAGGCUCCUUUUCAGGUAGAUGUGCACCUUGCUGUUUGUAGGUCUUCUGAGCAACACUACAUAUACUGGUAUUUUAGUUGAUUUGGCUUUAGCAGCACAGUGGUUAGUAAGGUAGAAAUUAACACAGAAAUUGACCUAACGGGGUGGGUCUGUCAAACAGUCAGGUAGACUUCUGUUUCUAAAGCACGUGUAAUGUGGGUAAUCUAAAGACUGCAUUGUCCACCCUGUGUUAAAAAUGAGAUAAAACGCACAGAGUGGCAGCUUUUCCAUCCCACCCUCAUUUGCCAUUCAACAUUGGGUAGAGGGUGGCUCCCUCCUUUGGACUAAAUUAUGGUUGUUAGGGUGAGGGUGCAUUCACUGCGGUUUUGCCUAAUGUCGAUCAUAGUGUUUCCUUCAGUUACAUUUCUCCGCAGCCAGACUGAGGAGCAGCACUCGGCGUGUCUGUUUGCCGUUCAAACGGAAGUCUCAAACCAGGAGUGACUUGUGUGCUCCGACAAGGGAGGGUGAACUUGGGGAGAAUAAAACAAAAGCUUGCCAUGUAUUUUUUCAUUUUAAAAAUAAAACUAGACCUUCUGAGUAUUGCUCCAAAGCUGGGGUUGUGAUUAACAAUAGAUUUUUGGGUAAUUUUUUUAUGCCUAACUUGUUUAAGAAGUGCUAUUUCUCAUAGGUUAUUUUCGGAAAUCAUAAGUGUCUUGCUUUAAAAUGGCAAUGAUCUCCUCCCUUUGAUGUGCUGACAUUCAGUAAACACUGCCUUUAUGGAAGCAGCCGGGUUUUUAUGAGCAUACUGCAUUUUUUAACCUGUCAGGAAUUAGCUUAGUGGAGAAAGAUAAGAAAAGCUCCAUGUUGUGUCCAUUUGGCUCAGGGAGAUUUGCUUUACCUUUCUUAAAACUCCUUAUUGCCGAUCAAAAGUGCGCACCCACCUCUUGCAGUUGAGUAUCGGAUGCUGAUUCAUCUGGCUCCAGGAAGAAGCACUAUCAGGUUAUCUACAGAGAUGCUGUAGCAGUAGCUUCAGUGGGGGAAACGCACGUCUGCGCCAGGACACAGACAGCCAAUCAGCACUUUCCAUCUCUAAAUUUUUAAAUAGUGGUGACUUGGCAUGCAGGUGAUACCGAACCUUGCCUCCAAGCUCAAAGGGAGCAGAAGAUGCAGAAGAAGGGGUGUCCGUGCUUCCCGGUGAAUGGGGAACUGAGUGGUGUGGAGUGGAGGGCUGAUGAGGAAGGACCACCAUUCCUCAAAGGAGAGUGAUGAUGAAAAGUACGUUCUGAAACUCAGUUGUGAAGUAUUUUUACCUUGGAUAUUUAUUCUCUACCUUUAAAAAAAUAUUUAUCCCCUGAUUCUCUUGCCUGUCCUCUCGAUGGCCAAGGAAGGUAGGUCAGUUAGGAUUUUGAUGAGGGCAAAGUUAUUUUUCUGUAUAGAAAGACCUUAUUAGUUUAUCAGGGAAGUUAGUCCAAUGGAAUUGAGAUUAGCAAAUUGACAAAAGCCAGAAAAUAGGAUGAUCCCAGCAAAUGCUUGUCUAACCCAUCUGCUAUUUGUAGGAAGUUCAUAGCUUAAGUCUUAGGAGAUUUGGGGAGAAAAGUAACCAUGUAGUAGUGUGUGGGUUCACGUAGUGGAAAUCACCUGAUAUUAUUUCUGCAACUACCGUAUCAUCUCCUUCAUUUAAACCAACAAGGAGGUUGGCAUCUGCAUGGAGGCCCUGCCCGUUUCCCAAGGGAUUCUGGGAAGUUUUGUGUUGGACAGUUGGAAAGCUCUCUGCUGUUUCAGUUGACGACUUCCUUAAAAAAAUAAAUGCAAAUGCAAAUUUUUGUA